AUGUUCCCGUUUAACCCAGAUGCUGUUUGGCAACGGCUCGCCAAGCCGUUCCUACACAACGCCGUUCCAACGUCCCAGAAGAUUACCUUUUUCACCGUCGUACCCACAGUAUAUAACCGAUUGCUCACAACACACAAGAAUCUUUCACCCGAAUUACAAAAGGCCACAAGAGAAGCAAUCUCGCCUGAAAACAUGCGCGUAAACAUCUCCGGCUCUGCUGCUCUCCCCACGCCUACCAAGCAGGCCUGGUCCGAGCUGAGCAACGGCAACGUUUUACUUGAGCGAUACGGAAUGACUGAAGUUGGCAUGGCCCUGAGCUGUGGUCUUGAUUAUUCCGACCGUGUAGACGCCAGUGUAGGAUGGCCUCUGCCGUCGGUGGAAGCGCGACUCGUCAACCUUGAUACUGGCGAAGUGGUUCAACCCGGCCAAGAGAUCGAUGAGAGUGGUCGUGAAAUCUCGGGUGAAAUCCAGCUUCGCGGUCCAACCAUUUUCAAAGAGUACUGGCGCAAUCCGGAAGCCACUGCCAAGGAAUUCGUCGAAGGUGAAGAUGGCAAAGGACCCUGGUUCAAGACUGGCGAUGUCGCUAUUCGCCGCGUUGUACCUGGUGUCGGCCAGAGCGACCAAGCUUGGGCCCGCGGCCCGAUGUACUUUAUCCAAGGCCGCAAGUCAGCUGACAUUAUCAAGACUGGAGGUGAAAAGGUGAGCGCUCUCGAGGUUGAGAGAGAGCUGCUUUCCCUUCCUGAGGUUGCCGAAGCGGCUGUUGUGGCAGUGCCCAGCGGCAAAUGGGGUCAGAAAGUUGGAGCUGUUCUCAUUUUGAACAGUGAAGUUGUCGAAAAAUGGAGUCCAAUGGACAUGCGCAGGGCGUUGCGCAAUCGCCUGGCAAACUACAAGAUCCCCCAAGUCAUGAAGGUGGUGGAGCAUAUCCCACGAAACGCCAUGGGUAAGAUUAAUAAGAAGCAGCUAGUUGCUUCCAUCUUUAUUGAUGAGCAUAGCGGAGAUGAAAUGUAA
This is a messenger RNA of [Torrubiella] hemipterigena, 1008 nucleotides long. The record is from the annotation of a GenBank genome assembly. NCBI's taxonomy places the organism in Eukaryota, Fungi, Ascomycota, Sordariomycetes, Hypocreales, Clavicipitaceae.